Messenger RNA from Rhodamnia argentea, 1262 nucleotides. Its product is annotated as NADH--cytochrome b5 reductase 1. Gene Ontology annotation, biological process: electron transport chain. The transcript is spliced from 9 exons. Lineage: Eukaryota; Viridiplantae; Streptophyta; Magnoliopsida; Myrtales; Myrtaceae. The record is from RefSeq and is a predicted model, not a curated record. Bases 217 to 1053 code for a protein of 278 amino acids. Gene Ontology annotation, molecular function: cytochrome-b5 reductase activity, acting on NAD(P)H.
CAACAAUUUCCCUUCAUACUCUCUGUCAGUCAAGGAGAGAAGGAAAACCCACAGCUUUGCUUUUCCCUUGACACUGUCUUCACCUAACCUCCUCUGCUCGGAAAUCACAGACUCCCAUCACACUUCGAUCGAAAAUCCUUUGAAAAGAAGCGUAAAGAUUCAAUCUUUUCUCCCACCCGUUUUUUGACUUAGCCAUCUCUAUUUGUUCGAGUUGUCAUGGAUUUCUUGCAAUCCCAAGAUUUCCAGAUUCUCGUGGGUGUUGCGGUGGCUCUCGUCGCCAUUGGAGUUGCUGCUGCCUACCUCAAAUCCACCAAGAAACCAAAAGGAUGUUUGGAUCCUGAAGAAUUCAAGCAAUUUAAACUUGUCAAGCGGACACAGCUAAGCCACAAUGUGGCAAAGUUCACAUUUGAACUUCCGACGCCUUCUUCUGUUCUGGGUCUCCCCAUUGGACAGCAUAUAAGUUGCAGGGGCAAGGAUAGCCAAGGUGAGGAGGUUAUCAAACCCUAUACCCCAACUACCUUAGACUCUGAUGUUGGACACUUUGAGCUGGUCAUUAAGAUGUACCCCCUAGGAAGGAUGUCACACCAUUUCCGUGAGAUGCGCGAGGGUGAUUGUCUCUCUGUAAAGGGACCAAAGGGACGUUUCAAGUACCAACCUGGCCAAGUUAGAGCUUUCGGGAUGCUUGCUGGAGGCUCUGGCAUCACUCCAAUGUUCCAGGUUGCUCGGGCAAUACUAGAAAACCCAAAAGACAAAACGAAGGUGCACCUUAUCUAUGCCAAUGUGACUUACGAGGACAUUCUCUUAAAGGAGGAGUUGGAUGGCCUUGCUUCUGGCUACCCAGAUAGCUUUAAUGUUUACUACGUUCUGAACCAGCCUCCUGAGGGUUGGGAUGGCGGUGUCGGAUUUGUGUCGAAGGAAAUGAUUCAAACCUACUGCCCUGCACCAGGGCCGGGAAUUCAGAUUUUGAGAUGCGGUCCGCCACCAAUGAAUAAAGCGAUGGCUGCGCACCUUGAGGAUCUUGGUUAUGCUCCGGAAAUGGAGUUCCAGUUCUGAUCCUCAUCGAGCAAUAAACCUUCGAUCGGACCUGAAUUUUCCUUUUCUUCUCCUUUCCGGGGUCGGGAAAUGUGCUUUGUGCGAUUGUUCUGUUGUCUAAAUAAAGACUUCAUUGUUCAUGACUUCUGAAUGGAAACAUGGGUUGCAGGCAUGCAUGUUGUAACUCUGGAGUCAGACUUCCCCGCCAUUUUAUUAAGCUAACCCUGCAA